This is a messenger RNA of Gigantopelta aegis, 657 nucleotides long. RefSeq lists its product as uncharacterized. The transcript has a single exon. The coding region runs from base 1 to 657 and encodes 218 amino acids. The record is from RefSeq and is a predicted model, not a curated record. NCBI's taxonomy places the organism in Eukaryota, Metazoa, Mollusca, Gastropoda, Neomphalida, Peltospiridae.
AUGGGGAAGGCCAAAGUAGCACCAGCAAGUGGACACACUAUUCCUCGUUUAGAACUGUGUGCAGCAGUUCUGGCAGUACAGAUAUCAGAAAUUGUGAAGGACAACCUAGAAAUAAAAUUUCACGACAUAAACUACUACUCCGAUAGCAGAAUAGUCUUAGGUUACCUCUACAACACAUCAAGAAGGUUCAUGACAUAUGUAAGCAAUCACGUAGAAAAAGUCAGAAAGAUAAGUCAUCCAGAUCAGUGGAAUUAUGUUUCCACUCAGUUGAACCCAGCAGAUAUUGGGACUAGAGGUACUCAUGUUGAUAAGAUCCAAGACAGUCUUUGGUUAGUGGGACCUUCGUUCUUACUUCAACGACUGGAACUGAACUCUAAGGAAUGUAGCAAAUUUCCAUUGGUGAAUCUGGAAGAAGAUGCCGAGAUAAAGAAAGAAAUGAAUACCCUCAUAACGGUUAUUCGAAAACAGCAGCUUGACUCUGAGAGGUUUUCCAGGUUUUCUUCAUGGAAAAAGCUUGUAAUGGCAUGCACCUUCCUGAUGCACAGAGCAAGCAGUGUUAGACGUAAGCAAGAAUGCUUGUCACAGACUGUAGAGAGACGUCGUCUAGCUGAAAUGCUGAUUCUUCGAGAGACACAAAAGGACUCGUACCCAGAAUAG